AAACCCAAAUCCUUUUUAUACUAAAACCUUCAAAGGGUUUAUUUUACAUCAUUCUCUUUGUAAUUUCAUCUAAGAAAUGGACCCCGUAGAGCUAAAUAGAAUUUUCCAAAUGUUUGAUCGUAAUGGAGAUGGAACGAUAACGAAAAAGGAGCUCAACGAUUCGUUACAAAGCUUGGGAAUAAACAUUGAGGAACAAGAACUUGUUCAUAUGAUUGAAAAAAUAGACGUAAACGGAGAUGGAUAUAUCGAUAUAGAUGAAUUCGGGACAUUGUACAAGUCAAUCAUGGAUGAGAAGGACGAAGAGGAGGAUAUGAGAGAAGCGUUCAACGUGUUUGAUCAAAAUGGAGAUGGAUAUAUAACGGUGGAAGAAUUAAGGUCCGUUUUGGGAUCAUUAGGAUUGAAACAAGGAAAAACUUUGGAAGAUUGUAAGAGGAUGAUCAUGAAAGUCGACGUGGAUGGUGAUGGGAUGGUUGAUUUUAAAGAAUUUAGACAAAUGAUGAAAGGUGGCGGAUUUUCAUUAACAUGAAAU
Messenger RNA from Solanum verrucosum, 529 nucleotides. RefSeq names its product calmodulin-like protein 3. The record is from RefSeq and is a predicted model, not a curated record. Gene Ontology annotation, molecular function: calcium ion binding. Lineage: Eukaryota; Viridiplantae; Streptophyta; Magnoliopsida; Solanales; Solanaceae. The coding region runs from base 77 to 526 and encodes 149 amino acids. The transcript has a single exon.